CCCUGCGGCACAUGGAGACACAAUAGAUGGGAAGUCAGAGCGGGAAGAGGGCGCAAUGAGACACCCGCAGGGUGAAGGCUGGGCACGGGGCACAGGGGGACGGUGCUCUCUUUUUCCUGGGCUUUGCCCAGAGCAUUGCAAAACCCAGGGCUGCCCCAGGCUGCGUUUGUGGGAACACAGCUGGCUGAGAGCUGUGUGCUUGGCUAUGGGGGGAACGGAAGGGGGGGGGCACCCCCCUGACUAUUCCCUGUGCCCACUUCCAGCACAGCUGGGUUCUGCACGCUGCAAGAAUCCCAAGGAAAAGCUUCGGGAACCAUUGCACAAGCACUUAAAUGCCGCUGCCCCCCAGCAAGAUACGGUCGCACCUCUCAGGAGAAACAGCAGCAUGAAGACUGUGCCUGCCCUCCUGCUCGUGGGGAUGCUCAUCCUUUGGGCUGAGCUGCCAUCAGGCACUGCCUGGUCCUGCCCCGAGGUCCGCAUCACCUGCGCCAUGGUCAACCCGAGGAACGACUGCUACAGCGACCGGCAGUGCCCGCGUGGCAAGAAGUGCUGCAAGACCUUCUGUGGGCGGCGAUGCAUCUCGCGCAUCAACCUGACCUACGGUACUGUCACCUCCACGGCCACCUCGGGGCGCUGGGGCUGCGAUGGCUGUGGCUCUGGGCAGGGAGCUCGGGCUGUUGGGGUAAGCCAGCAUUAUCUCUUUGCUCUCUCUCCCUUUCCCCAGUGUGAGCUGCUGCUCCCAGCAUAGCCAGAGAGUGCCUGUGUCCCCGUGCCAUCUCCAGCCUCAUGCACCUGCAGAAGGACCGCCAGCUCGCAGGGGACAGGGACAGCUUCGUGCUCGCACUCUGAGAUCUUCUCUGCUGCUAUGUGCCAACUUCUCACCCUCUUCCACCAUUAUCCGCUGCUGUUACAACAAAUAAAAGCUUGUCCCAGGA
Molecule: messenger RNA, 935 nt
Organism: Lagopus leucura (white-tailed ptarmigan)
Lineage: Eukaryota; Metazoa; Chordata; Aves; Galliformes; Phasianidae
Exons: 3
Coding region: 56-748 (230 amino acids)
Cellular component (GO): extracellular region
Molecular function (GO): peptidase inhibitor activity
Source: RefSeq, a predicted model, not a curated record